ACGAUGAAGAUGGCAUCGGACUCUGUGGUGUGUGUGUUUCUGCUCUGCUGCUCCGCUGUCGCCUCCCAAGGUUGUGACCAGUUUGCUGCAGUGGGUGGAAGCUCCAUUGUUCAUCUAGGAUACCAACUAAAACCUACCGAUACUCUGAAGUGGAAGCUAAAUGGCAGCAUAAUAUUUAAUAAAAAACCAGGAAGGAUAUCUAUUGGGAAAGAAAGUGAUGUUAAUGCAGACGGAUCCCUUMAACUGGUAAACCUGAAGGAGAACCAAGCAGGACUUUACACCUCUGAUGUUUAUCACGAAAAUGGAAAAGCGCUGAUCCUGAAGAGCACAAACCUAUGUCUACUGGAUUGUGACCAGUUCGCUGCAGCAGAUAGAAACUUUGCUGUUCCUCUGGGAURCCAACUAAAACCCACUGAGUCUUUGAAGUGGGAGUUCAAUGGAAACACAUUAUUUUACAAAAGAUCAGCAGAGGUAGUUAUUGGUAAAACAGAAGAYAUAAAUGAAGAUGGUUCCCUCAAACUGAUCAAUCUGMAGAAGAACCAAACGGGACGCUACACCUCGGAGGUUUUUGAUKAAACAAGGAAAGCRCGCACCAUGAAGGAAACAAAUCUAUGUGUGAUUGAUCCUGUGAAGAAGCCUAAAGUAAAUGCAACAUGUCAGAAUGGAAACGUGACGUUUCACUGCUUUCUUGGUCCACAACCUACGGACGCGGAACACAAGUGGCUCCGGAACGGAGCCAAGAUGGAGGAAAACGGUUUGACUUUUGAGACAAAAGCAGCAGAAACUCAACACGACAAAUUUGUCUGCAAAGUUUUCAAUGAAGUCAGCUCUGAACCCAGUGAGCCUGUCGCUCACAGCUGUGCUAAAAUAAAUCUUCCCAGUGUCUGGGAUCUUAUUGGUGGUGGAGGAGUGUCAUGCUUGGUCUAA
Messenger RNA from Poecilia reticulata (guppy), 927 nucleotides. NCBI's taxonomy places the organism in Eukaryota, Metazoa, Chordata, Actinopteri, Cyprinodontiformes, Poeciliidae. The record is from RefSeq and is a predicted model, not a curated record.